AUGCGCCAACAAGAGGUCAUCGACCAUCUCCACCGCGAAAUCAAACACCUUCACCAACAGAUUCAGGAAAUACGAGAAGACAAGAGAAGCUUGCGAAGGGAAAAGGGCAUCCUCGAAGAGACGAUCAAGAGGUUGGAGAAGGAAAAGGCAGAGUUGAUAGUCAACUUGAUUGAGGCGAGGAAGUUGAACCCACAGGGUGUAGGCACUGAAGCUCAGACCCAGAUCCAAGUAUACGAGAUAGGCAGGAAUCAAGGGGACACGAAUUCCAAGAAUCCACAUCAUCAUGGGCAGAGUCAAAGCCAAAGCAAUAGCAACAAGCCAAAGGCUAAUCGAAAUAAGAGAUCUCAGAAAUCGUCCUCAAACUGGACACACCAAGGCAACGACGGAACAAAGGGGCAAAACAAUGCACCGCUGCAGACGUCUUCUGAGAACGGGUACCACCGGGCCCGCACCGAAGAGCCCCACCGCUCGUCGAAGGCGAAAGGCAAAGAAAAAGAAAUACCAACAGAGCCUCGAGCCGACCGCGACCGUGCACACCACCACGGAGAGUACCGUAAUGGGGGAAAUCGAGAUGGAGAUGGCGGACAUGAUGCCCACGAUCGAAGACCUCAUUCAUCCCAUUCAGGCACUCAGCCUCAACAACCAGCCCGACCAGACGGUGGGAUCCUCGACAGCCGCUUCCACGGAUCGGGUAUUCCAAAGUUCCGAACGUCCUCAUUUGCCGGAUCGUCGAGUUCAAAGCGGGUGGUUUAUGGGCCCGAAGACUUGAUCCCGGUCCCUGAGUUUAAAUUCGAUCAUUUUCCCCCAUCCCUGAUGCCAGCUGCGUCGAGAGGGAAUCAGCCUCAUAACACGACGAACGCUGCCAGCAGCAGUUCCGUUCGUGGGCGAUCCCAACCUCCCCCUCUCCCCAUUCGUCCCAACAUAACCCACCUAAAACGACCCCGUACAGAACCAGAAUCCAGAGAGAAAGCCCAUAAUAAUCACCCGAUUGACCACAAUUCCUCAAGUCUUCCUCCAUCAAAAUAUCGAAAGGUGGAACAAAGCCAAAAGGGAAGGAAAGAAGAUGCAUCGUCAACAUCAAGCAGCAGUUCUAGGUCUGUCAUUUCAAUUUCAAGCUCGUGCAGUUCCGAGAGUUCGUCGUCGUCAUCGAGCAGCUCGAAUGGUUGCCAAUCGGACAAGCCAAAGAAGAAGAAAAAGGGAAAGAAGAAAGGGAAAGGGUAG
Coprinopsis cinerea okayama7#130 is the source of this 1221-nucleotide messenger RNA. RefSeq lists its product as hypothetical. Bases 1 to 1221 code for a protein of 406 amino acids. NCBI's taxonomy places the organism in Eukaryota, Fungi, Basidiomycota, Agaricomycetes, Agaricales, Psathyrellaceae. The record is from RefSeq and is a predicted model, not a curated record. The transcript is spliced from 3 exons.